Molecule: messenger RNA, 1773 nt
Organism: Paraglomus brasilianum
Lineage: Eukaryota; Fungi; Glomeromycota; Glomeromycetes; Paraglomerales; Paraglomeraceae
Source: the annotation of a GenBank genome assembly
AUGAACCGUUUGGCACGAUACGCUACCAAAUCACAACUUUCACGAAUUCCCGCUUUACUUUCUGGUAUACCAAGGCAGACUUCUGCCCCCUCCUUGGCGCGUGGAUAUGCUUCACAUAAGGAAAUCAAGUUUGGAGUCGAGGGUCGUGCUUCUUUGCUUAAAGGAAUUGAUGUACUUGCAAAGGCGGUUGCGGUCACGCUAGGACCGAAAGGUCGUAGCGUAUUAAUAGAACAGGCAUAUGGUAGUCCGAAAAUAACAAAGGAUGGAGUAACCGUGGCGAAAAGUGUAACUCUCAAGGACAAGUUUGAGAAUUUGGGUGCAAGACUCGUCCAGGAUGUUGCAAACAAGACGAAUGAAGUUGCAGGAGAUGGUACCACGACAGCCACAGUUCUAACUCGCGCAAUCUUUGUAGAAGGUGUAAAAAAUGUUGCGGCAGGCUGUAAUCCAAUGGAUCUUCGUCGCGGCGUACAACUGGCUGUUGAUGCCAUCGUGCAAUUUCUGCGAGAGAAUAGUCGUGUAAUUACCACAAGCGAGGAAAUUGCUCAGGUGGCUACUAUCUCUGCAAACGGCGAUACGCACGUAGGACAGCUUAUUGCUAAUGCAAUGGAAAAGGUCGGAAAAGAAGGUGUUAUCACGGUAAAAGAAGGCAAGACAAUCGAGGAUGAAUUGGAGAUCACAGAGGGUAUGCGGUUCGAUCGCGGUUACAUCUCACCAUACUUCAUGACGGACACGAAAACGCAGAAGGUUGAAUUUGAGAAACCGUUGAUCCUUUUAUCCGAAAAGAAGAUUUCUGUAUUGCAAGAUAUCCUUCCAGCUUUAGAAGCAUCUGCUCAACAGCGUAGGCCACUUCUCAUUAUUGCCGAAGACGUCGAUGGAGAAGCGUUGGCGGCCUGUAUUCUCAAUAAAUUGAGAGGAAAUAUUCAGGUUGCUGCUGUCAAAGCACCUGGAUUUGGUGAUAAUCGUAAGAAUGUUCUCGGCGAUUUGGCUAUUCUCACUGGUGGUACAGUGUUCUCCGAUGAUUUGGAUAUAAAGCUUGAACGUGCAACUCCCGACAUGUACGGAACAACUGGAUCAGCUACAAUAACAAAAGAAGAUACGAUUUUUCUCAAUGGGGAAGGUUCCAAAGAUAUGAUAAAUCAACGUUGCGAACAGAUUCGUGCAGCUAUCAACGAUCCAACCGUUUCCGAAUACGAGAAGGAGAAACUACAAGAGCGUCUUGCUAAGCUUAGCGGAGGAGUUGCAGUAAUUCGCGUUGGUGGUGCUUCAGAGGUGGAAGUGGGAGAGAAAAAGGACAGGUUUACUGAUGCGUUGAAUGCUACACGAGCUGCAGUCGAAGAGGGAAUUGUACCUGGUGGUGGAGUGGCAUUACUCAAAUCUACUCGAUGUUUGGAUAAGUUGAAGCCGGCUAACUUUGAUCAACAGUUGGGCGUAAACAUUAUUAGAUCAGCAUUACAGAAACCAGCAAAGACAAUCGUUGAUAAUGCUGGUGAAGAGGGAGCCGUGGUUGUUGGUAAGUUGCUUGAACAACAUGGUGAUGACUUUAAUUAUGGAUAUGAUGCUGCGACAGGAGAGUAUGGCGAUUUGAUUGCACGUGGGAUUGUGGACCCACUCAAAGUUGUGCGGACUGCGCUUGUGGAUUCAUCGGGCGUCGCUAGUUUAUUGACGACAACAGAAUGCAUGAUUACUGAAGCACCCGAGGAAAAUAAGGGUGCUGGCGUGGGAGGUGGUAUGGGAGGAGGUAUGGGAGGUAUGGGAGGCAUGGGAAUGAUGUAG